Molecule: messenger RNA, 2375 nt
Organism: Pectinophora gossypiella (pink bollworm)
Lineage: Eukaryota; Metazoa; Arthropoda; Insecta; Lepidoptera; Gelechiidae
Exons: 3
Coding region: 159-2189 (676 amino acids)
Molecular function (GO): nucleic acid binding; zinc ion binding
Source: RefSeq, a predicted model, not a curated record
CUCGCGAUAGAUCUCGUUCGGAUGGCAGGCGAAUACGUCAGGAGCGAUCGCGCGAUAGACGCUCACGUGGAAGACCAUCUCGUAGCAAAUCACGCGAUCGAAAUAAGAGCCGUAGUCGUCGCGUUCGUAAUACUCGUUCACGAUCUACAACUCCUUCAAUGUCGCGGCUGUAUCGACGAUCUAUAGAUACCAUAGUGACACGGCUCAAUGCUUUAGAGAAUAGGUCGGUCGUAGAUAAUACGCCUGCUCCCCCACCUGCUGUAACCAUGGAUGGUACUGCUGAUAAAAUUGUGGAGGCUAUACAUUCGCUGAAAACCGAUAACUCGCGUUCGUAUUACGUUUCAAAUUUCGACCCCAGCAUCCAUGAUGUGGAUGUAUGGUUUGGUGAAGUUGACAGGGCCAAACUUAAUAAUAGAUGGGAUGAUUACGAAUGUGUAUCGAGAAUCGGAAAUUGUUUGAAGGGUGAUGCCAGGGUUUGGCUUGACAUGUGGGUGGUUAAUGACCGUUCUUGGACCAAUUUCAAAAAUGAUUUCAAGCCAUUAUGUGCCAGGCGAGUUGAUAUGGCAAGUAUUUUAUACGAAGUCAUGUCAACAGAUUCGGAUCAUUAUCAGACGUAUGCAGAAUAUGCGCGUCGUUCGUUGCUCCGAUUACGCAUAGUAAAGGGUUUGAGUGACGAACUGAUAUCGUCUAUAGUGAUCCGUGGCAUUAGGGACCCUCAUGUUAAGGCUUCGGCUGUAAACGCGAAUUUACUACCAAAUGAUUUGGUAAAUUAUUUGGCUACUUUUAUUAAAUUACCCUCGAAAGAUAGACAAAAUUCUCGUCCCGUUGGUUACGGUAACCCAUUAAAUUUUAACAAUAAACCGAAUAACAAUUUAAAACGCCCAUUUGCAAAGCCACACGUCCCUGUCAAAUGUUAUAUAUGCGGAGAAACCGGUCAUAAACAAGUGGAAUGUACGAAAAAACGUAAAAUUGAUCAUUCUCGCACGGGUCCCUCGACAGAAGUAAACAAAUCUUCAAGUGCUCCAAAAUCGAGUUCUAAUGUGGUAUGCGCUUACUGUAAGAAGGACGGGCAUCAUAUAAGUGUUUGUUUCGCAAAACAACGGUCGGACGCCAACAAGCAAACAAAUGUAAAUUUUUGUUCCACCGUCAAUCCACAUCAAUCCAAAGAUAUUGUGGUAGGAAUAGUACAGGGCAUACCGGUUGACAUAUUGAUUGAUAGUGGGGCUAUAAACGCAUCACUUAUUUCGUCAUCUGUAGUUAAACAUCUCUCGUGUGCUCACAAAUUUACAUAUCGCGAAAUAAAAGGAGUUAGUGCCUCACCUAUCACUAUCACGUCGUAUAUUACCGUGACUAUCGAACUGGAGGACAUUUCUAUCGAGGCGGACCUCUUAAUAGUGCCCGAUGAAUACAUGAACGCACCACUCAUUAUAGGGACGGAUGUUUUGAAUAGAGAGGGUAUAAAAUUUGUCAGGACUAGGGAUUCGCAGCGUUUGAUUUACGAAUAUAAUCCGGCUACUGUAUCUGCCGUCAAACCAAUCUCGAUUGAUGGAAUAAACACAUCUUUGACUGUGAAUACUCCACCCGAGAACCGCGAGGCGCUGCGAGAGCUCUCUAGGCAAAGGACCACCGAGCGGCUAGAGAGGAACCGGACUGAGCAGGAUGCGCGGGUCAACGAGGGCCGGCAACCACCCAGAGUCUACAACAAGGAUGACCUGGUGUUUGUCGUGAAGUACGCGCAGUCCAAGGGCAAGCUGGAUCCGGGCAUGCGGGGACCAUAUCGUGUGCUGCGUGUUUUGGACAAUGGGCGCUAUGAGCUCAAGUUGCUUGCCGGAGCUUAUGGGAAAAGUACCUAUGCUGCCGCUCAGUUCAUGAUACCCUGGCGUGGUGAAUGGACUCCUGAGACGUGUGAAGCCUUUUUUGGAGGUACUGAGGAGACAGAGAUUGUUACAGAGUCUCGACCAGGCCCCUCUACUGGGUCUGAUACAGGAGCUGAAGGACUAGGAAGACUGGAGCCUGACGAAGGACUUCAACCUGGUCCAUCUUCAAGGUCCAUGCCGCUGCUCGAUGACCCCGAAAUAGAGCCGUUCCCUACGCCUGACGAGGACGUCAGGGAGUCAGGAGUGGCCGUAUCAGCGAAUUUCCCCGUCAGUGUACCGGUGGACGGUGACGUCAGUGACCAGUCUGCAUAAAUACGAUUCCCCUCUACGCUGCCGCCUCUUUCGCUUACUCGACUUCGUACCGAACGGACGUGUUGCGCCGCGCGUUAUUUGUCUUACUUAUUUCUCUUUAUAUAUCGAAUUGUUUUGCUAGUAGUUUCGUAUUGUUCGUUAGUUAUUUUUGUUUUCGUAUUUUUAAAUUAAUUAAUUGUUAUUAAA